This is a messenger RNA of Euleptes europaea (tarantolino), 2060 nucleotides long. It is a transcript of the gene PABPC4, whose product is annotated as poly(A) binding protein cytoplasmic 4. The transcript has 15 exons. The record is from RefSeq and is a predicted model, not a curated record. Bases 20 to 1903 code for a protein of 627 amino acids. Gene Ontology annotation, molecular function: mRNA 3'-UTR binding; poly(U) RNA binding; poly(A) binding. NCBI's taxonomy places the organism in Eukaryota, Metazoa, Chordata, Lepidosauria, Squamata, Sphaerodactylidae. Gene Ontology annotation, cellular component: ribonucleoprotein complex; nucleus; cytosol.
UGUGUGUGGAGAGUGGAAGAUGAACACAGCUGCUAGUAGCUACCCCAUGGCAUCAUUAUAUGUGGGUGACCUUCACCCCGAUGUCACGGAAGCCAUGCUCUACGAGAAGUUCAGCCCUGCUGGCCCCGUGCUCUCCAUCCGCGUGUGCAGAGAUAUGAUCACUCGUCGCUCCCUGGGAUACGCUUAUGUCAACUUCCAGCAGCCAGCAGAUGCGGAGCGAGCUCUGGACACCAUGAACUUUGAUGUGAUCAAAGGGAAGCCAAUCCGCAUCAUGUGGUCUCAGCGGGACCCUUCCCUGAGGAAGUCCGGGGUAGGGAAUGUCUUCAUUAAGAAUCUGGACAAAUCCAUAGACAACAAGGCACUUUAUGACACGUUCUCAGCUUUUGGGAAUAUCCUUUCCUGCAAGGUGGUGUGUGACGAGAAUGGCUCUAAAGGCUACGCAUUUGUGCACUUUGAGACGCAGGAUGCUGCGGACCGGGCCAUCGAGAAGAUGAAUGGCAUGCUGCUGAACGACCGCAAAGUAUUUGUUGGCAGAUUCAAAUCCCGAAAAGAGCGCGAGGCAGAAUUGGGAGCCAAAGCCAAGGAGUUCACCAAUGUUUACAUUAAAAACUUUGGGGAUGAUAUGGAUGAUGAGAGACUCAAGGAGCUCUUCAGCAAAUAUGGCAAGACCCUCAGCGUGAAAGUUAUGACAGACCUCACUGGGAAGUCCAAAGGCUUUGGCUUUGUGAGCUUUGAAAAGCAUGAAGAAGCUAACAAGGCAGUAGAAGAAAUGAAUGGAAAAGAUAUCAAUGGGAAAAUGGUGUUUGUGGGCCGUGCACAGAAAAAAGUAGAACGCCAGACAGAACUGAAACGGAAGUUUGAGCAGCUGAAGCAGGAAAGAAUCAGUCGCUAUCAGGGAGUCAAUUUGUAUAUUAAGAACCUCGAUGAUACAAUUGACGACGAGAAACUGAGGAAGGAGUUCUCACCUUUUGGUUCCAUCACAAGUGCCAAGGUGAUGCUGGAAGAUGGUCGAAGCAAAGGUUUUGGCUUCGUCUGCUUUUCCUCUCCGGAGGAAGCCACCAAAGCUGUUACAGAAAUGAAUGGGCGCAUUGUGGGCUCCAAGCCGCUGUAUGUUGCUUUGGCACAAAGGAAGGAGGAGCGGAAGGCUCACCUUACCAACCAGUAUAUGCAGCGCAUCGCUGGGAUGAGAGCUCUGCCUGCCAAUGCGAUCAUCAAUCAGUUCCAGCCAGCUGCAGGUGGCUAUUUCAUGCCUGCAGUACCCCAGGCUCAAAGCAGACCCACUUACUAUGCACCUAAUCAGAUGACUCAGAUGAGACCCAACCCACGCUGGCAGCAAGGGGGGAGACCUCAAGGCUUCCAAGGAAUGCCCAAUGCCAUGCGCCAGUCUGGACCACGGCCAACGUUACGCCAUCUAGCUCCAGCUGGUAAUGCCCAGGCCUCGCGUGGCCUGGCUGCCACCUCCCAAAGGGUUGGUGUUACCAACACUACUCCGAAUUUAGCGCCUCGACCCCCUGUAGCUGCCCAGGCUCCCAGAGCAGUUCCUCCGUACAAAUACGCCUCGAGUGUUCGCAGCCCACACCCAACAGUACAGCCUUUGCAGGCCUCACAGCCGGCUGUUCACGUGCAGGGGCAGGAGCCCUUAACUGCUUCCAUGCUGGCUGCUGCCCCUCCCCAGGAGCAGAAACAGAUGCUGGGAGAACGUCUGUUCCCCCUGAUCCAAGCUAUGCACCUCAGCCUUGCGGGAAAGAUUACAGGAAUGCUGCUAGAGAUUGACAACUCAGAGCUACUGCACAUGUUGGAGUCUCCGGAAUCCCUCCGCUCAAAGGUGGAGGAGGCUGUGGCAGUGUUGCAGGCACACCAGGCCAAGAAAGAAGCAGCCCAGAAAGUUGCUGCUACCUCUUAAACCAGGAAGACUGGUUGUAAAGAAGCCAAUUGGGGCCCUUCUGGAAGGCAUCAGCUUGAAGAUGUUUAGAAAUAACUUUGUCCUGCACUUUUCAACACCAUGCAACAUAUCAUUUACAAACCGCUCCAGUGUGGAAAUGUUUUGAUAUGCCUUAUCU